Gigantopelta aegis is the source of this 701-nucleotide messenger RNA. RefSeq lists its product as uncharacterized. Lineage: Eukaryota; Metazoa; Mollusca; Gastropoda; Neomphalida; Peltospiridae. The record is from RefSeq and is a predicted model, not a curated record.
AAUAAUAGAAAUAGCAUGCAAUGAAGCCAAACUGUAUAAGAAGUAUGGAUUGGAUGGUGUGAUGAUUGAAAACAUGCAUGAUGUUCCUUACUUGAAAGGAUCUGUAGGUCCUGAAAUAAUUGCUAGUAUGACAACAAUAUGUACAGAAGUUAAACGAGAGAUUAGAAACAUACCAUUGGGAGUACAAAUCUUAUCAGCUGCUAAUCAUGAAGCAUUAGCUGUGGCACACUCUACUGGUGCUCAAUUUAUUCGAGUUGAAGGAUUUGUCUUCUCUCAUAUAGCAGAUGAGGGAUGGAUAGAUUCAUGUGCUGGUAAACUACUACGCUACAGAAGAAAUAUUGGUGCUGAGAAAGUACUUCUGUGGUCUGACAUCAAAAAGAAACAUUGCUCUCAUGCUGUCACUUCUGACUUGUCAUUACAAGAACAAACUAAGGCUGCAGAAUUUUUUCACAGUGAUGGCAUCAUUAUUACUGGUACAAGUACAGGAGAACCCAUUCAUUUAGAUGAUCUAACAGCUGCUAAGGAAUCUGUCUCUCUUCCAGUAAUAAUUGGUUCAGGUGUUAAUGGAGAUAAUGUUCACUUAUAUAAGAAUGCAGAUGGACUGAUAAUAGGCUCCCAUUUCAAGACAAAUGGUAAAUGGUAUCAUGACAUUGAUGAGAAAAGAGUUGCCAAGUUUAUGAAUUUGAUAACCAGAGUACCAG